CCCGCCGCUGACGCCUAAACCAUAGCCAAUGAGAGACCCAGGAGGGAGGGGGUCUACGUGCCAAUUCUCCGGAAUCGCUCCAAUCCUGGGAUAGUGAGCUUUGGAAGGACUUGUCAUUCUCUAGGGUCUGGCUCCAAAGCCCACCAUGACGGACGGGGGGUGGGUGGGGAGCUGGCGGCCCCACCGCCCCCGCGGUCCCAUCAUGGCCCUGUACACCAGCCCCGGCCCGAAAUACAUGAUCCAGGGAGCCACAGGGUUUUGGAAACACCACCCGGGCAAGGACCGAGCCCCCGCUUACAGCUUUCGGGGAGCCCCUAUGCCUCUGGCCAAAAUCUGCUCCCCCGGUCCCUACUACAUUCAACCCAACAUUCAGAAGACGGGGAAAGACUUAUCGCCGGCAUAUUCCAUGUGCAAGCGUUACGAGGCCAAGACCACCCUGACUCCCGGCCCUGGUGAUUACUACGCAGAGAGGGCCAACAGGUACAUCUACAAGUCUCCCCCCAGCCAAACCAUCGCCUUGAGGGGCAAGAGCUUCCAAGUGGACAACACCCCAGGUCCCGCGGCCUACGUGCUUCCUUCAGUCAACGGGCCCCGGGCUGUCAGCAAAUCAUCCCGGCCCUGUUACUCCAUCACGGGGAAGAACCAGCUGGGGGGCUUCGCGGACGAUCUCGCCAAGACACCAGGCCCUGCCGCCUAUCGGAUGACCGAACUUGACCUGUUCAAGAACCGGGCCCCAGGGUUCUCCAUCACCACGAGAAACGUGCCGCCGGGAGAUAAAUCCCAGAAACCCGGACCGGGAACAUACACCCUAGGGAAGGUCUCCCUGAUCAAACCCGGCAGCCAAGGCAUCACCUUUGGAAUCAAAUACUCCGACUACAUGGCUCCGCUGAUAGUGGACGUGGAAUAGCCAUCCCCUCGCCCCUUCCCGUCUCCCACCCCACCUCAUCACCUACAUCCUGCUCCUUCCCAGACCAGAAUUGCUUUGAGAUCCUCCUCUCCCCCGACGACCGGACGAGCGUCCCGUGUCCCCGAUUAGGUGUCAGUUCUGGCUUAGCCUUAUGCUCGAGAGCCCGGAGAACGGCGAGGGACCCGGGAUAUGUGCGUGUGUGUGUGUGUAUUCGUGUGUGAGUGUGUAUUUGUGUGUGUGUGUGCAUCGUCCCUCGUUUUCCGGUUUGCUCCUCUUGUCGCCUACGAUGAAAGGCUGUACAAUAAAUGGGUUAUUGCCCACAGGGCCCUCCCUUGGGGGGGCUUGAA
This is a messenger RNA of Tachyglossus aculeatus (Australian echidna), 1254 nucleotides long. RefSeq names its product outer dense fiber of sperm tails 3 (gene CIMAP1A). The record is from RefSeq and is a predicted model, not a curated record. The transcript has 7 exons. The coding region runs from base 146 to 907 and encodes 253 amino acids. NCBI's taxonomy places the organism in Eukaryota, Metazoa, Chordata, Mammalia, Monotremata, Tachyglossidae. Gene Ontology annotation, cellular component: cytoskeleton.